Molecule: messenger RNA, 2313 nt
Organism: Tupaia belangeri chinensis (Chinese tree shrew)
Lineage: Eukaryota; Metazoa; Chordata; Mammalia; Scandentia; Tupaiidae
Gene: MST1
Product: macrophage stimulating 1
Exons: 18
Coding region: 103-2238 (711 amino acids)
Biological process (GO): proteolysis
Molecular function (GO): receptor tyrosine kinase binding; serine-type endopeptidase activity
Source: RefSeq, a predicted model, not a curated record
GAGUGGGGUGUGGAGUGAGAGCCACCCAAUCCCGUAGGGACAGGUUUCACAACUUCCUGGACUGGGCUGUGGUGGGUCACAGUGCAGCCUCCAGCCAGCAGGAUGGGGUGGCUCCCACUCCUGCUGCUUCUGACGCAAUGCCCGGGGGCCCCUGGGCAGCGCUCGCCCCUGAAUGACUUCCAGGUGCUCCGGGGCACAGAGCUGCAGCACCUGCGACACGCAGUGGUGCCCGGGACUUGGCAGGAGGAUGUGGCCGAUGCCGAGGAGUGUGCCAGGCGCUGUGGGCCCCUGCUGGACUGCCGGGCCUUCCACUACAAUGUGAGCAGCCGUGGGUGCCAGCUGCUGCCCUGGACCCAGCACUCGCCCCACACUCAGCUGCAGCGUUCAGGGCGCUGUGACCUCUUCCAGAAGAAAGACUAUGUUCGGACCUGCAUCAUGGACAAUGGGGCCGGGUACCGAGGCACCGUGGCCAUGACUGUGGGUGGCCUGCCCUGCCAAGCCUGGAGCCACAAGUUCCCCAAUGACCACAAGUACACGCCCACACUCCAAAAUGGCCUGGAGGAAAACUUCUGCCGCAACCCGGACAGGGACCCCGGAGGUCCCUGGUGCUACACGACAGACCCCACUGAGCGUUUCCAGAGCUGCGGCAUCAAGUCCUGCCGGGAGGCCGCUUGUGUUCGGUGCAAUGGCGAGGAUUACCGCGGCGCAGUGGACCGCACUGAGUCGGGACGCGAGUGCCAGCGCUGGGACUUGCAGCACCCGCACCCGCACCCCUUCCAGCCCAGCAAGUUCCUCGACCAAGGCCUGGACGACAACUACUGCCGGAACCCCGAUGGCUCCGAGCGGCCCUGGUGCUACACCACGGACCCUCAGCAUGAGCGAGAAUUCUGCGACCUCCCCCGCUGCGGGUCCGAGACACGGCCGCGCCACGAGGCCACGACUCUGAACUGCUUCCGCGGGAAGGGCGAGGGCUACCGGGGCACAGCCAAUACCACCGCCGCGGGGGUGCCCUGCCAGCGCUGGGACGCGCAGAGCCCGCAUCAGCACCGCUUCGCCCCCGAGAAAUACGCGUGCAAGGACCUCCGGGAGAACUUCUGCCGCAACCCCGACGGCUCCGAGGCGCCCUGGUGCUUCACAUCGCGGCCCGGCAUGCGCGUGGCGUUCUGCUACCAGAUCCGGCGCUGCGCCGACGACGUGCGGCCCGAGGACUGCUACCACGGCGUCGGAGAGCGGUACCGCGGCUCCGUCAGCAAGACCCGUAAGGGCAUCCCGUGCCAGCGCUGGGACGCGGAGACACCGCACAAGCCGCAGUUCACGCCCACCUCGGCCCCACAGGCGCAUCUGGAGGAGAACUUCUGCCGGAACCCAGACGGGGACAGUCACGGCCCCUGGUGCUACACCAUGGACCCCGGGACGCCAUUCGACUACUGCACGCUGCAGCGUUGCGGUGAUGACCGUCCGUCCUCCAUCUUGGACCCUCCAGACCAGGUGCUGUUUGAGAAGUGCGGCAAGAGGGUGGAUCGGCCUGACCUAAAGCGCUCCAAACUGCGGAUGGUGGGGGGCCAGCCUGGAAACUCCCCCUGGACGGUCAGCUUGCGCAACAGGCAGGGCCAGCACUUCUGCGGGGGGUCCCUGGUGAAGGAGCAGUGGGUGCUGACUGCACGGCAGUGCUUCUCCUCCUGCCACGUGCCUCUCCUGGGCUAUGAAGUGUGGCUGGGCACCUUGUUCCAGAACCCACAGCCGGGGGAGCCAGGCCUGCAGCGGGUUGCAGUGGCCAAGAUGGUGUGCGGGCCCUCGGGCUCCCAGCUGGUCCUACUCAAGCUGGAGAGACCUGUGACCCUGAACCAGCGCGUAGCCCUAAUCUGCCUGCCCCCUGAGCGGUAUGUGGUGCCCCCAGGGACCAAAUGCGAGAUCGCAGGCUGGGGUGAGACCAGAGGGACAGGUAACGACACAGUCCUAAAGGUUGCGUCACUGAACGUGAUCUCCAACCAAGAGUGUAACAUCAAGCACCGGGGGCGCGUGAAGGAGAGCGAGAUGUGUACCGGAGGGCUGCUGGGGUCGGUGGGGGCCUGCGAGGGUGACUACGGGGGCCCGCUCGCCUGCUUCACCCACAACUGCUGGGUGCUGGAGGGAAUUAUAAUCCCCAACCGAGUGUGCGCACGGCCUGGCUGGCCGGCCAUCUUCAUGCGUGUCUCAGUAUUUACGGACUGGAUUCACAAGGUCGUGCGGCUGGGCUAGGGCUGGCCUCCGCCCUGUGUGCCUUUGGGAGGACAAUUCUUCCUGUUACACAUAAAGCUGCCUUUGCUUUUCCUG